GCGACUUCUUCUUACCACCAACAUCAACACUCCACGCAUACUCAUUCCAACAAUCCAAACGCAGCCACUCCAACAAACACUCACCCCACCCCACCCCACCAAAACCAACCACCCAGCCGACAAAAUGGGAGAUCAGGAGUGGGACAGCGUCACUCGCAUCGGAUCCAAGGUCCGCGGCCCAGGCACUGCCCAGCGCGAAACAACAAUCAAGGGCAAGUCCGCCUUGAACGCCGCUCAACGUAGCGGAGCCGUCCUCAGCACCGACAAGAAGUUCUCAUCGGCAAACGCCGCGGGCAACCCAGAAGGCCAACGACUCACCAAAGUCGACCGCGCCGACGGCCCCGUCGCGACCAAAAAAGUCCCCGACGAAGUCGCCAAAGCCCUCUCACAGGCCCGCACGCAGCUCAAGAACCAGAAAGGCAACACCAUGACACAGAAAGAUCUUGCAUCGAAAGCCAACGUCGACGUCGCGGUCGUUGCUGCUCUAGAGCGCACGGGAGCAGAUUUCCCGGCUAUGGAUGCUGUGCUGAAGAUUCAGAAGGCGGCCAAUGUUAGGCUGACGGGUAAGGAUAUUGGACAGCCGAUGUUGGGGCCGAAGAAGAAGUAGAAAAAAACAGAAGUUUUGAGGAUAUCACGCGAGUCCGAGUCAGAUCGGGGGGCUCACUCCAACAACCUAGAGUUUGCUUCUGGCGUACUGCUUCUUACUACGACGAAGUAUGAUAUGGAUUAGCGAAGCGGAACGGAAAUGAUUAAUUAGCGACAACCCCGAAUCAGGCCC
Messenger RNA from Pseudocercospora fijiensis CIRAD86, 778 nucleotides. RefSeq lists its product as uncharacterized. The transcript has 2 exons. The record is from RefSeq and is a predicted model, not a curated record. Bases 125 to 607 code for a protein of 160 amino acids. Gene Ontology annotation, cellular component: nucleus. Gene Ontology annotation, molecular function: DNA binding. Lineage: Eukaryota; Fungi; Ascomycota; Dothideomycetes; Mycosphaerellales; Mycosphaerellaceae.